Molecule: messenger RNA, 1149 nt
Organism: Capsicum annuum
Lineage: Eukaryota; Viridiplantae; Streptophyta; Magnoliopsida; Solanales; Solanaceae
Product: dihydroflavonol-4-reductase
Biological process (GO): anthocyanin-containing compound biosynthetic process
Molecular function (GO): dihydroflavanol 4-reductase activity
Source: RefSeq, marked provisional
AUGGCAAGUGAAGAUCAAGCAGUUGUUGAUGCACCAUCUCCUCCAGUGGCGCCGACGGUUUGCGUCACUGGAGCGGCUGGAUUUAUCGGCUCUUGGCUUGUCAUGAGACUCCUUGAACGUGGUUAUAAUGUCCAUGCUACUGUUCGUGAUCCUGAGAACAAAAAGAAGGUGAAACAUCUGUUGGAAUUGCCAGAAGCUGAUACAAACUUAACGCUGUGGAAAGCAGACUUGACCGUGGAAGGAAGCUUUGAUGAAGCCAUUCAAGGCUGUCAAGGAGUAUUCCAUGUGGCUACCCCAAUGGAUUUCGAGUCCAAGGACCCUGAGAACGAAGUAAUUAAACCAACGGUCAGGGGAAUGUUAAGCAUCAUAGAAUCAUGUGCUAAAGCUAACACAGUGAAGAGGCUGGUUUUCACUUCAUCGGCUGGAACUCUUGAUGUCCAAGAGCACCAAAAAAUCUUCUAUGAUGAGACCAGCUGGAGCGAUUUGGACUUCAUAUAUGCUAAGAAGAUGACAGGAUGGAUGUAUUUUGUUUCCAAGAUACUGGCAGAGAAGGCUGCAAUGGAAGAAGCUAAAAAGAAUAACAUUGAUUUCAUUAGCAUCAUACCACCACUGGUUGUUGGUCCAUUCAUCACACCUACGUUCCCACCUAGCUUAAUCACUGCCCUUUCACUAAUUACUGGUAAUGAAGCUCACUACUGCAUCAUUAAACAAGGUCAAUAUGUGCAUUUGGAUGAUCUUUGUGAGGCUCAUAUAUUCCUGUAUGAGCACCCCAAGGCAGAGGGAAGAUUCAUUUGCUCGUCUCAUCAUGCUAUCAUCUAUGAUGUGGCUAAGAUGGUGCGACAAAAAUGGCCAGAGUACAAUGUUCCUACUGAGUUUAAAGGUAUCGAUAAGGACUUGCCCAUAGUGUCUUUUUCAUCAAAGAAGCUUAUGGAUAUGGGGUUUCAGUUCAAAUACAGCUUGGAGGAUAUGUAUAAAGGGGCCAUUGAGACUUGCCGACAGAAGCAGUUGCUUCCCUUUUCUACCCGAAGCACUGCAGACAAAGGACAUGACAAAGAAACCAUUCCCAUUUCUGCUGAAAACUAUGCAAGUGGCAAGGAGAAUGGGCCAGUUGUAAAUGGUACAGGAAAGUUAACUAAUGGUGAAAUCUAG